AUGCCUUCCGAAACCACCGAUAUCAAGCAAUUCCUCGAGAUUGCGCGGAGAAAGGAUGCCAAAGGUGCGCGCCUCAUGAAGUCGUCCAAGAGCAAGGACAUCAAGAUGAAGAUCCGAUGCAAGCGGUACCUCUACACCCUCAUCCUCAAGGACAGCGACAAGGCCGACAAGAUCAAGCAGAGUUUGCCUCCGAGUAAGUCACCGUCCUCCCUUGGGAGAAUUCUUUGUCCCGUGGCGUCUCGGUAG
This is a messenger RNA of Exophiala spinifera, 246 nucleotides long. RefSeq lists its product as uncharacterized. Gene Ontology annotation, molecular function: structural constituent of ribosome. The transcript has 2 exons. NCBI's taxonomy places the organism in Eukaryota, Fungi, Ascomycota, Eurotiomycetes, Chaetothyriales, Herpotrichiellaceae. The record is from RefSeq and is a predicted model, not a curated record. Gene Ontology annotation, biological process: protein-RNA complex assembly; translation. Gene Ontology annotation, cellular component: ribosome; cytosolic large ribosomal subunit. Bases 1 to 246 code for a protein of 81 amino acids.